This is a messenger RNA of Salvelinus namaycush (lake trout), 2754 nucleotides long. RefSeq names its product mediator of RNA polymerase II transcription subunit 25-like. The transcript has 19 exons. The coding region runs from base 148 to 2331 and encodes 727 amino acids. Lineage: Eukaryota; Metazoa; Chordata; Actinopteri; Salmoniformes; Salmonidae. Gene Ontology annotation, cellular component: transcription regulator complex; mediator complex. The record is from RefSeq and is a predicted model, not a curated record. Gene Ontology annotation, biological process: positive regulation of transcription by RNA polymerase II.
CAGAACGUUUGACUAGUGGUUUGUUUUCGGGACGGCCUACUUUGUGUGUCAAAAUGACAAUGGUUUCGUUUUAUUAACUGUAAAAUUUAAGUAUUUGGCCUCGUCAAAAACACAAUUAUUUGGCUGACGGCUAAAUACCGCCAGAUCAUGGACCUGCCUAUUAAACCUGGCGCCAAUCAAGUGGCAGACGUGGUGUUCGUCAUCGAAGGAACUGCAAACCUCGGCCCCUAUUUUGAAUCCCUCAGAAAACAUUACAUAUUACCUGCAAUCGAGUACUUCAAUGGAGGCCCUCCAGCAGAGACAGACUUUGGAGGAGAUUAUGGAGGCACACAGUAUGGUCUUGUUGUGUUCAACACAGUGGACUGUGCUCCUGAAUCCUACGUCCAGUGUCACGCACCAACCAGCUCAGCCUUUGAGUUUGUCUCAUGGAUUGACAGCAUCCAGUUCAUGGGAGGAGGAGCAGAGAGCUGUAGUCUCAUCGCAGAGGGUCUGUCUGUGGCCUUGCAGCUCUUUGAUGACUUCAAAAAGAUGAGGGAGCAAAUAGGUCAGACACGCAAAGUCUGUGUGCUGCUGUGUAACUCUCCGCCAUACCUGCUCCCUGCCGUGGAGAGUGUCAGCUAUACGGGCUGCACUGCAGACAAUCUGGUCAAGAUCAUCAGAGACAGAGGGAUUCAUUUUUCUGUGGUGUCGCCACGGAAACUGCCAGCGUUACGGGCGCUGUUCGAUAGGGCGUCACCAGUCGGGGGACCAGUCGACCCCCACCCAGACUACAGCCAAGACCCCUUCCACAUGAUCCUGGUUAGGGGUAUCUCACUUCCUGUGUCAUCAGGGGGAGGAUCGGGCCCUCUCAAACCAAUUCUACCCCCUCAACCCCUGCCUGUCAGUCAGCCUCCUCUUGGUCCCACCUCACAGGCUCCUCCACCAAUAAGCACGGCCCAUCCAUAUCAGCCCCCAUCUUCCCUUAACGCGGCUCAGGCAGCUGCACAGAUGGCUGUAGAGGCAGCCAACAACCAGAAGAGUCGCUUCCCAGGCAUGGUCAAUCCUGGUCCCCCAUUCAGUGGUCAGUCAACUCUCCCAUCUGUAGCAGGAGUUAAGUUGGCUCCCUCCAGUCAGCCCAGCCUAUCCACAGUCACCACAGUUUCCACACCCAUGUUGCCUCAGCAACAAGCCCCUCCCCCGCAGCAGCAACAAGUCCAGCCGCCAGGACAACCACAGCCCAAUCAGCAGCAGCCGGUGCCCCCUCAGCAGCAGCAGCCCACAGCCAAUCAGCAGACGCCCCCAUCCUCACAGCCUGGCAUGCCUGGUGUGUCUGCAGCCCAGGCAAAUCCGAUUGGGGGGCAGCAGCAAGGCGUUGCCAAUAAGAUUGUAGCAUGGAGUGGGGUGCUGGAGUGGCAAGAGAAGCCCAAAGCCUCGUCUAUGGAUUCCAAUACCAAACUCACUCGCUCCCUGCCCUGCCAGGUGCAAGUCAACCAAGGAGAGAACCUAAAUGCCGACCAGUGGCCACAGAAGCUCAUCAUGCAAUUGAUCCCACAACAGCUACUGACAACACUCGGUCCCCUCUUCAGAAACUCUAGAAUGGUUCAGUUUCUCUUCACCAACAAAGAUGUGGAGUCACUAAAAGGUCUUUAUCGUAUCAUGGCCACUGGAUUUGCGGGGUGCGUUCACUUCCCCCACAGCGCCCCCUGUGAGGUGCGGGUGCUCAUGCUGCUCUACUCCUCCAAGAAGAGGAUUUUCAUGGGCCUCAUCCCCAACGACCAGAGCGGCUUCGUCAACGGCAUCCGACAGGUCAUCACCAACCACAAACAGGUCCAGCAGCACCGCUCGUUGGGUUCAGGAGGGCCGAUGCCAGGGCCACCUGGCCAGGUUCAACCCAAUCAGAACUUCCUCAACCGGCCGCAGGGGCCCAUCCCUGUCUCCCAUGGCAACGUGCAGCAGCAGAUGACGAUGAGAGCAUCCGGCGCACCUAAUCAGCCUGUCACCGGUGCUCCACCCAACCAGGUCACUCAGGGUGGACAGGCCCCACCCCAGGGUGCCAUGCUCCGCCUACCAAACCCAGGAGCCAAUCCGCAGCUGCGCAGUCUCCUCCUCAGCCAACAGCAGCCACAGGGUGGUGUUGGUCACAUGCAGGGCAUGAUGCCUCACCAGGGGCUGGGAGGGCAGCUGGUCCACCCUACUCCAGGAGCGGGCCCCCAAAUGCAGGCCCAGUGGAGACAGCCCCUAGCAGGUCAGAUGAUGAUGGCUGCUGGUCAGAGGGGCCCUGGAGCCCAGCCCCCCGGGAUGCCCCAGGUGUCUUCCGUCAUGGAGGAUGAGAUUCUCAUGGACCUUAUUUGAGUUUGGACCCAAAAAGACUACAUCCCCCAGCAACCAGCAUUUUCAGUUUCAUCAUGGGGGCAGACAGGGAGAUGUAGUUUUCCUAGUUUCUACUCUGGCUUUUUUUUUUAUAUAUUUUUUUUAUAUCAAAAGUUUGUACUGUAGAGUUAUUGGAGAUGAUGAGGGGAGGACAUGCAAGCACACACUCUCAUGCAUAUGCACACACACACAAACACACACCUUAUAACACACCUAAUGAAGCCAACCCAAUGGGAUGACAGUGUUCAUUACACUGUUGUGUGCUUGUAUGGAAACCUGUUUUACAUUCAUUUAAUUGUUUAUAUGAAAUGUAUUUUUUAUUGAGAUUUAACUUUUCCUGAAGUUGUGUUUUUGAGCUAUAUUACGUUGUUUUAUUGAGAUGAAAUAGAUACAUUUUGUCAAGGA